GGAGCCAUAUGACCCCGCCGUUGCCGCCGCUCGCCGCGGCUCCCGCCUGCGCGCGCACGCUGGCCGACCUCCUAGUUGCGCUCUCAGCCGCCCGCGCGCUCCCCAAGGGCCAGCAGCUCCAUGGCCAUCUUCUCAAGGGCGGCCAUCUCCCCGCCGUCGCCUCCUCGCAUGCGCUGCUCGCCCACCACCUCCUCACCUUCUACGCCCGCUGCUCGCUCCCCGAACUUUCCCUCCGCGCCUUCCUCGAUCUCCCCGCUGCCCCCUCCCCCGCCGCAUGGUCCUCCCUCAUAUCCUCCUUCGCCCAGAACGGCCUCCCCGCCGCAGCCUUUGACGCCUUCCGCCGCAUGCUCGCGGCCGGGGUCCCCGCCACCGACCGCUCCAUCCCCCCCGCUGCCAAGGCCGUCGCAGCUGCCGCGGACUCCUCGCGCCCUCCGCUUGCCCCGCAUGCCCUCCAUGGCCUUGCCUCCAAGACGCCGUUCGCGGGCGACGUGUUCGUGGGCUCGGCGGUUCUUGACAUGUAUGCCAAGUGCGGGAACCUUGCGGACGCCCGCCGGGUGUUCGACGAAAUGCCGGAGCGGAAUGUUGUCUCGUGGUCUGCCCUCAUUGGUGGCUACGCGGAUGCUGGGAUGCAUCCUGCAGCGCUCUGCAUCUUCCGCUCGGCACUGGAGGAGGCUGUGCAGGUCAAUGACUUCACAGUUUCGUGCAUUGUUCGUGUGUGUGCUGCAGCCACACUCUUUGAGCUUGGGGCUCAGGUGCAUGCCCGGUCUAUAAAGACAGCACUUGAUGCAUCGCCGUUUGUGGGCAGCUCGCUUGUUUCUCUGUACUCCAAGUGUGGCCUUGUGGAUUGUGCUUACCGGGUGUUUAGUGCAGCACCUGAGAGAAACCUUGGGAUUUGGAACGCAGUGCUCAUUGCAUCUGCACAGCAUGGCCAUACUUCCACAGCAUUUGAACGUUUCACAAAGAUGCAGAAUGCCGGGUUCCGUCCUAACUUCAUUACCUUCCUGUGUUUACUCACAGCAUGUAGCCACGCUGGUCUUGUCGAUGAGGGGAAGCGAUAUUUUUCCCUCAUGAAAGAAUAUAGAAUUGAACCGCAGGUUGAACAUUAUGCUGCAAUGGUUGACCUACUUGGUCGUGUAGGACGUAUAACUGAAGCACUGGACCUUAUUGAGUCAAUGCCCAUGGAACCACCUGACUCUGUUUGGGGUGCACUCCUAAUGGCAUGUCGCAUGUUCAAGGAUGUAGACACUGCGGCAAUUGCUGCAAAGAGACUGUUUGAGACAGGGUCUCGCAGCUCUGGUGCACACAUGCUCUUGUCAAGCACGUAUGCAGCUGCGGGAAGGCAUGUCGAUGCAGCACUUGCAAGGAAGGCAAUGCGUGAUGCAGGUAUACGGAAAGAGACUGGUCUUAGCUGGCUUGAGGCUGCAGGAGAGGUGCAUACCUUUGUUUCAAACUGCAGGAGACAUCCAAGAAGCAACGAAAUUUAUAAUGUGCUGGAGAAAGUUGGUAAGAAAAUGGCGGCAGCUGGUUAUGUGGCAGACACUAGUGCAGUAGUUAAGGAUGUGGACAGAAAUGAGAAGUGCGCAUCACUGGGGUAUCACAGCGAAAGGCUAGCAAUAGGGUUAGGGCUCUUGAUUGUUCCGGAAGGUGUGCCAAUCCGAGUUAUGAAGAACUUAAGAGUGUGUGAUGAUUGUCACAAUGCAGUUAAGUAUCUCAGUAAGUGUACAGGAAGAGUUGUGGUUCUCAGGGAUAACCGUCGAUUCCACCGGUUUGAAGAUGGGUUGUGCUCUUGUGGGGAUUUCUGGUGAUCUACACCAUUCUCUUUCCUAUUGCCCUUAUUGGGCAGUUUGGCUCA
Messenger RNA from Triticum dicoccoides, 1852 nucleotides. Its product is annotated as putative pentatricopeptide repeat-containing protein At5g52630. Lineage: Eukaryota; Viridiplantae; Streptophyta; Magnoliopsida; Poales; Poaceae. Gene Ontology annotation, molecular function: protein binding; RNA binding; zinc ion binding. The transcript has a single exon. The record is from RefSeq and is a predicted model, not a curated record. The coding region runs from base 9 to 1805 and encodes 598 amino acids. Gene Ontology annotation, biological process: RNA modification.